AUGACUCAAUGCUCUGCGACCCCUGCUACUUCCACAAUGCUAGAGCUGCCUCUUCGUCGCAAGCGUGCAUCGAUAGACCCCGAUGAUGCUGAUUUCUCGUCCCCGACUUGGCUCAAGAUGCUGAAGGAUUUGGACAUACCUCCAUUCAGAGCCACUUCACCAGGGGCUACAACAGUGACAUGCAAUCACCCUCUUGUACAGACAACGAUUGCUCAGGUCUUGAAAGAUGGAUACCUCAAGAAGAUUCCCAAGCUCUUUGCAUUCGUCAAAUCUAUUAAUCUGCUAGAUGAUUGUGCUGAUGCGGUUAUCAAGGACCCAACAGGAGAGAUGAAGGCAACCAUCCAUGCAAACGUAUUGGAGGAGGAAGGCGACAAUUUGACUUCUGGCUCUUGCCUUGUGCUCCGCAAGGUGAUGGAUGUUAUCUCCCCUAUCGACAUACGCUAA
This is a messenger RNA of Guillardia theta CCMP2712, 444 nucleotides long. RefSeq lists its product as hypothetical. The transcript is spliced from 5 exons. Gene Ontology annotation, biological process: recombinational repair. The coding region runs from base 1 to 444 and encodes 147 amino acids. The record is from RefSeq and is a predicted model, not a curated record. Lineage: Eukaryota; Cryptophyceae; Pyrenomonadales; Geminigeraceae.